Messenger RNA from Pteronotus mesoamericanus, 2270 nucleotides. RefSeq names its product zinc finger protein 446 (gene ZNF446). The transcript has 6 exons. NCBI's taxonomy places the organism in Eukaryota, Metazoa, Chordata, Mammalia, Chiroptera, Mormoopidae. The record is from RefSeq and is a predicted model, not a curated record. The coding region runs from base 16 to 1314 and encodes 432 amino acids. Gene Ontology annotation, biological process: regulation of DNA-templated transcription.
ACUCCUGGCACAACAAUGCCAUCCUCACUGGGGCCCCCGCGCCUGCCCUCUGUGGACCCCGCGGCCAAUCUAGAGGACCCUGAGGCAGCGCGCCUGCGCUUCCGCGGAUUCUGCUACCAGGAGGUGGCCGGUCCCCAAGAGGCCCUGUCCCGGCUUCAAGAACUCUGCCGCCAGUGGCUGCGGCCCGAGGUGCACUCCAAGGAGCAGAUCCUGGAGCUGCUGGUGCUGGAGCAGUUCCUGGGCUCACUGCCCGCUGAGAUCCAGGCUUGGGUCCAGGGCCAGAGACCAGGCAGCCCUGAGGAGGCUUCAGCCCUGGUCGAGGGCCUGCAGCAUGACCCUGGGCAACUGCUGGGCUGGAUCACAGCCCACGUCCUGAAGCAAGCAGCGCACCCCGCCGCACAAAAGGCAGAGGACUCAUUGGGGAGCCCCCACCCUCUAGGGAUAGUAGAGCCGCUCAGGGCAGCUUCUGGGGAGGGGCACCAGGAUGCGCAGAGGAAGGGAUCCGCCCGGCUCCGCUGCAGUGUGAAAGAGGAGCCUGAUGAGGAUGGGCAGGAGAGGGCACCUGCCAGUCCCCCACAUCCAUCCCAGUCCCAAGAGGGGCCAGCUGGACAUGGGGAACCAGACUCUGCCUCCUUCCACCCACCCAGGAUUCAGGAGGAGUGGGGGCUGCUGGACCCGUCACAGAAGGAGCUGUACUGGGACGCGAUGCUGGAGAAGUACGGCACGGUGGUCUCCCUGGCAGGGUUACCACCCCCCAGGCCGGACGCGCAGGUCGAGUUGGAGCCUGGCGCACCGAGCAUGGGGACAGAGGGCCCUGGAAGCCUCCGCCAGCGAGGUGAGAGCGAGGGUCCGCCAGGCUGUCCCGAGUCCCCGCUGUCUUGGGAGGGCCCGUCUGGGGCCACCGCUUUGGUCCCGCCGCCGCCGGUGCCGGGCGCCGCGCGGAGCAAGCCCUACACCUGUGAGCAGUGCGGCCGUGGCUUCGACUGGAAGUCGGUGUUCGUCAUUCACCACCGGACGCACGUGGGCGGGCAGGGCGCUCAGGCCCCGGCGCCGACCGUAGGGGGCGCUGAGAAGCCGCUGCAAAGUACCCGGGAGCCGGGCGCACUGCGCCACCCGCGGCGCGCGGCCCCCGCCCCUCGGAACUACGCCUGCGAGGAGUGCGGGCGCAGCUUCAGCUGGAAGUCGCAGCUGGUCAUCCACCGCAAGAGCCACGCUGGCCAGCAGCGCCAUUUCUGCGGCGACUGCGGCCGCGGCUUCGACUGGAAGUCGCAGCUGGUCAUCCACAGGAAGAGCCAUCGGCUCGAGGCCCCGUGAGCUGCCGGAGAAGGUGGACUCACCUUAGCGACUUCGUUGUCCUCAGGACCUGGACGCAGCCUGGAAGACUGGGAGGCAGUAGCGGGCGCUGUACUGAAUCAGAGUUGCCAGGAAGGUCCCCUACCAAAAGCCACCUGGGAGCAAGAAAAGCAGCUGCUCCUGCACCCCCUCCACCCCCUCCCAGCUGAAGUGAGGCCUGGUUUGAAUCCACCCCUGACCAGUGGCCCAAGGGGUGACUUCCAAGCUCAGAUCUCCCCACCCGGGACACGCUGCAGGCUGACGACUUUUCCAAAACCUGGAACCUCCUUUGCCGUGAGUAGAUUCUCAAAAACUGCCUCUUCCGACCUCCUGUGAAGCGGCAGGGUCCGGGGUCGGCAUGUGGAAGGUGCAGAAAGCCCAGGAGAACAUGAUCUGUUUCUGUUUGCAGCAGAGGGAAGACUAAUGGUCUUUCACACGUGUUGUGGGUUUUUAACGAAUCCCACUUUUGCAGCCGGGAAGUCUCUGCCUAACGAUCCCGAUUUCUGGCUUCUGCUGGGCAGAAGGUCAGCAGUUCCGCUCCUCCUGCCUGGCAGCGGGCGCCACAGAGCAGCAAACCCAUGAGAAGGUCCGGGGGCCCUGUUCCCACACUGCACGUGUCACUCUCCUGGCCUCGUUGUCCUUUGAGCUCUUGGGUCCCAGCUUCAGUGGGCACUAGGGGACUUAACAUUUUAAGCGUGGGUAGACAAGGGUGGCCUCGAGAAAAAGGGCCGCAAACAUGUCCCCGAGGCCAUGCACACCUGCAGGCCAGGACUGUGUCCCCACAGCCCACACAGUAGGUCCGUCGGUCACAAAGUCAGAGAGCGGAAGAUCAGCUGCCUGCUGCCCAUGGGGGUGCAUCUGGAUUCCUGGGCAGGCAUGUGGGACUUCGUUCAAUGCACUGUAUUAGUUUCCUGUUGUUGCUGUAACCAACUUGGUGG